Protomyces lactucae-debilis is the source of this 2990-nucleotide messenger RNA. Its product is annotated as glycosyl transferase family group 2-domain-containing protein. The transcript has a single exon. Bases 249 to 2915 code for a protein of 888 amino acids. NCBI's taxonomy places the organism in Eukaryota, Fungi, Ascomycota, Taphrinomycetes, Taphrinales, Protomycetaceae. The record is from RefSeq and is a predicted model, not a curated record.
CUCAUCUUUUAAGGGCUUCCUACUUGGGAGCCAGGUCUCUCACGCCAGCGUGCGGCUGGUUCGCGCUUCGCAGGUGCAUCUUGCUGCCAUGGGCCUCUGUGUGCUUUGUAUGGGUAGCCUUGGGCAAGUUGUUUCCUAGGCUCUGUUAUGGAUAGUGCCCUUGCCAAAACGGCGCUGUGCGCCUAGUCAGCUCCCUAUCAUUCGCGACUCUCUCUGCACACAUCUUGUGACUAAGAAUCAGGCCCAUCAUGGGACUCUUCAAGAAGACAGUGAAGGCUCCAGCUGCGGCUGCUCUCAGAACAGAUGCUGUCGAGCCGUCAAAUCCUCAGCCUGUUUCUACCUCAAUCGUCGACAUGGAGCGUGCAUUGGCGCCGCGAUGGGUGGAGAGCUACGACAAGGUUGCAGAGCAGGUGUAUACUACAUGCCAAGAUAAUGACUGGUUCGAGCUUGUGGCCGACACGCCUCACUUUGCCAUCAGAUCUGGUAUUUCAAUGUCAGAAUAUGAGGUCUUGCCGGCACAUUCACAUGAUCCGCGACUUUUGAGACUGGCUCUCAGGUUGCAGUUCGAAGCUGCUCUCCUCAUGUCUACACCCUUGACUGAGGCCGUCGUCGAAGAUCUCCCUCUCGACGCGUACGAUGUCAUCUUGCAAGGCAACAAGCACAUACAAGUCAUCGACAACCUUGACGACUACCACUCCAUCAAGCGUGACCAGAUGAGUGCAUUUGUUCGCGACAGCAAGUCUUUGCUAGUUUGGUCGCCCAAAGUCGAAACUCUCGUGGCGCGCGCCAAGGACGCUGAGAAUCGUCUGCUUGGAUUUAUUUCUCAACCCAGACUGGCUGCUGAUGAUGAUGAGAAGGCGAAAGCGUCUUACUUCGUCACAGAGACUGCCUUGUCAUCUCAGACUGACAUCGAGCUCGGCAACGCUUUCGAGGAUUCACGGGACGGUCUGUCCAUCAUUGGCUCUACUUCGGUGGCGGCUGUCAUCAUCAUUCUGAUGUACUUCAUGGGCCGCAUGAUCGGCGGUAUUCUCUUCAGCGUCUCUUCUGGCGGCUCGGUCAUUCAAUUGGCAGCCUUGGCUUUCCUCCCGACCAUCUUCUUACUUUCUGCGUUCUUCGCCAAUGUCUGCGUUGGUUGCCUGCUCCAGACAUUCGGCCCAACAUCACAAAUGAAGCGCAACUCAAAGUACUACUCUUCAAUACGCCCUCAGACUCACCCAGAACGUCUGCCGCACAUCACUGUGCAAUGUCCGGUCUACAAGGAAGAUUUGGCUGAAGUCAUUCGCCCCACCAUCUUGUCAGUUCGCGAGGCCAUCGGUACGUACGAGAGGCAAGGUGGAACUGCCAACAUCUUUGUUAAUGACGAUGGAAUGCAAGUCAUCUCCAAGCACGAGGCUGCUUUUCGAAAGGAAUUUUACCGCAACAACGGUAUCGGCUGGGUUGCACGUCCAGGUCAAUCUGAGAACUUCAAUCGUGCAGGCAAGUUCAAGAAGGGCAGUAACAUGAACUUUUGCAUGGACGUGUCACUGCGUGUCGAGGCGGAGCUCGAAUCUUAUGAACGUGGUCCCGGCUGGUCGAGCAUUGAUGAGACUCGCGUGCAAGAGGGUGCGCUCAAGAAAGUGCUGGCUGAAGACGGCAACAUUGGUUGGGGAGACGGUGACGUCCGCAUUGGCGACAUCAUUCUCAUCAUCGAUUCUGACACCCGCAUUCCCUCAGACUGUUUCCUCGACGCUGCUUCUGAGUUUGCCGAAUCACCGGAACUCGGUAUUUUGCAGAAUUCGUCAGGUGUUAUGCAAGUGACGCACGACUUUUGGGAGAACUCGCUCGCCUACUUUACUCGCAACAUUUACUUCUCCAUUCGCUAUGCUUGCGCGGCUGGUGAUGUUGCGGCAUUCGUUGGUCACAAUGCCUAUUUGCGUUGGACAGCGCUACAGGAGGUCCUUUAUGUGGAAGAUGGCAAGAUGAAGUGGUGGUCCGAGGAGCAUGUUUCCGAGGAUUUCAUCAUGAGUCUCAAGUUGCAAAUGCUUGGCUACAUCUCGCGGUUGGCAGUGUACCACGGGGACGAGUACAAGGAAGGUGUCGCUCUCACAGUAUACGACGAGUUAUCGCGUUGGUCAAAGUACGGCUAUGGAUGUUCAGAACUCGUGUUUCAGCCUUUCAAGUCUUGGUUCACGAAAGGUCCAAUCACUCCACUCUUCUGGACAUUCUUGCGCUCCAACAUGCGGCCGACAUCUAAGUUCAACAUCAUCAGUUACAUUGGAAGUUACUACUCCAUUGCAUCUGCCAUUUGGAUGUCGCUCAUCAACUUUUUCUUGAUUGGCUGGUAUGGUAUGGCCAUGUACCACGACUUUGCUUGGUAUAGUGAUUCGUUCACAAUCUUCAUUUCUGUCACCGUGGUCUUCUUGGGCAUUGCACCCAUCACAAAUGCAAUUCUCAAAUACCGCAUCGGUGAGAUGGGUCUCUUCGCAGCGCUCUAUGAAAACUUCAAGUACUGUCUUGUCUUUUGCUUUUUCCUCAGUGGUGUGAGCUACCAUCUUUCAAUCAGUCUCUUCAAGCACAUGUUUUCCAUCGACAUGCAGUGGGGUGCAACAGCAAAGUCUCUAGGCAACUCCGACUUCUUCAUGGAACUGCCCAUCAUUCGAAAACGCUUCUGGCAGAUGUACAUCUUCCUGUUGGUGCUCGGAGGUGGUAUGGUCUACUUGCGCUACUUUGCACCUAUUGGCUGGCAGAUCACAGAGCUGUCUGUUUACGUUGCUCUUGGUUGGUCGAUUGGUUCUCAUGCAGUCAUGCCGAUAAUCUUCAACCCCAAGUCGUACCUGGCUGAGUUCCAUGGCGACAUCGCCUCGACGACCGCGAAGAUAUGGAAAAAGUCCAAGCAGCUCGUCUUUGCGGCAAAGAAGCGGUCUGGUUUGUACUAGUUCUUAAACACCCUCAUGAUGAUCAAGAGUCUUUUAUAGCAAUAGCAAUGCAUCUGGCGAGUCAAACUUAGCUCA